AAAGGAGGCGAGCAUGGAUCCUCUGAAUCCACUAGUAAUGCAGAGCCAAAACCGUUACUCCAGUGCGACACAUGUGGGAAAGAAUUCAAGUUUAAGUCUAGUUUUUACAGACAUCUGAGAACACACACAGGUGAGAAGCCACAUUCUUGCAACGUAUGUGGGAAACGAUUCAGUCAGAAAGCAACAUUGAAACCUCAUAUGAAAAUCCACACAGGUGAGAACAUGAAGCCACAUUCUUGCAAAACAUGUGAAAAGACUUUUCCAUCUAAUAGUCAGUUGCUGGUCCACAUGAGAAAACACACAGGUGAGAAGCCAUAUUCUUGCAAUGUAUGUGGGAAAGGAUUCAGUGUGAAAUCAUCAUUGACCUUUCACAUGAAAAUCCACACAGAGGAGAACUUCAAGCCACAUUCUUGCAAAACAUGUGGAAAAGAUUUUCGACAUAGUGGUAACUUGGUGGUCCACAUGAGAACACACACAGGUGACCCAUAUUCUUGCGAAACCUGUGGAAGAUUUUCACAUAGCAGUGUCUUAUUGGUUCACACGAGAAGAGCCCACAAGGGGGAAAAACCGUUCAUCUGCAAGACCUGCGGGAACAGAUACUUAGCUGCGUUUCAAUUGGCAAGGCAUGUAAGAUGGCAUACAGACAAGUAGCCUUGUAGUUGGAAGAUACAUGGGAGCUCACUCAGUUCUUGAGUUAAUAAUUCCUGCAAAUGUUUGACAAAUUAGAUUUUUCUUUUGGUUUUAGAAUUGGUAUAUACUUCAGUAAUAUGAGUGGAUUGUGAACACAGAUGUUUAGCUUGAGAAACACUCUCUGUAUUGUUGAGUCAGUUAUGUUGUCAUCAUUACAAUGAGACAACUUUUCUUUUUUGUCUACAAUGUGUCAUUUAUUUUAUAUUUUUAUGUUUUUUUGGAUUUUAUAGGUGGCACAGAAACAAAAAUUGUAGAUGGAGUGCUACAUGGUGCUGUCACAAAUCAGCCAAAGCAAUAGUAAUGAAAAGUGAAUGAAUUGUAAUGAUCAGUGCUCAAAGGGAAGUGAGCAAUGAAACUGUUUUUUGAUCUCAUGUCUGUAUUCUAACAACAAAGCUUCAUGAGGUGAUGACCAGUCAUUGUGAAGAAUUGUUCUUUUACGAGUGUUAAGUUAUACCACGCAAGAGGUGUUUUAAUGUUGCAAAUCACCGGCUUUAGAUGGUUCAUUUUUGAUUUAAUACCGUAGCUGAUGCAUAUCAAUAGUUUGAGCAGUGGAGCUGCCUCGAGUUGAGCAAGAUGUGGUGGAAUGUAACUGCAUGUACGCAAAUGCUGUAUUGAUGAACCUGGAAGCAUUACACUGCUAUUAUUUUUCUACUAAUGGACAUUAAACUCUGAAACCAAUCUCUACGCACGCUU
Anoplopoma fimbria (sablefish) is the source of this 1383-nucleotide messenger RNA. RefSeq names its product gastrula zinc finger protein XlCGF49.1-like. Gene Ontology annotation, biological process: regulation of transcription by RNA polymerase II. Gene Ontology annotation, molecular function: RNA polymerase II cis-regulatory region sequence-specific DNA binding; DNA-binding transcription factor activity. NCBI's taxonomy places the organism in Eukaryota, Metazoa, Chordata, Actinopteri, Perciformes, Anoplopomatidae. The record is from RefSeq and is a predicted model, not a curated record.